CUCCCCUUCCCAAUUCCCCAACGCCCACAGCCCAAAAUGCCCCCACCUCCUGAAAGACAAAAAACAACCAUAAUCGCCAUCUCCGGCCCCUCCAGCAGCGGCAAAACCACCCUCGCGCGCCUCCUCCAGCGCAUCUUCUCCAAACUAACCCCGCAGGCAACAAACACAAACACGAACCUACGAACAUUCAUCGUCCACGAAGACGACUUUUACCACCCAGAUGACAAAAUCCCCCUAAUUCCCCACCCGCGCGACCCCACCACGCAGAUCCAAAACUGGGACACUCUUUCCGCGCUCGACAUCCCCUUCCUCAGCGCAUCACUAUCCUACAUCCAUGCGCACGGACACCUCCCGCCGCGCUUACGCUCCAAGGAGGAUCUGAACGAUGUGGCCGAGUCCGGGGUGUCAGAGGAGGUUGUUUCUCGGAUGAGGGAGGUGGUUAGGGGGCGAGUACCUUCCUACUUUCUGGAGGAUAAUACCAACUCUGUUUCUGGGGAUGGUGUCAGGACAAUUGUCUUUCUGGAGGGUUUCCUGUUAUUCGCACCCCCGAAGGAGGAAGAUCCGCGGCAUGGGUUGAGGGAUGUGCAGGAGAAGAUGGACGUGAGGUUGUUUUUGCCGGCGAGGUAUGACAAUGUGAAGGAGAGGAGGGAGGGGAGGAGUGGGUAUGUGACUAUUGGGCCGGCGCCGGUGCAGCAGGGUGGUGGUGGUGGUGAGGGUGGUGGUGGUACGGAGUUGCCGCAGAGAGGGUCAGUGGAGGUGGAUUUGGAGGAGGAGGAUGAUCGGCCGCCGCAGAGUUUCUGGGAGGAUCCGCCGGGAUAUGUUGAUGAUAUUGUGUGGCCUAAUUAUGUGCAGGAUCAUGCGUGGUUGUUGUUGCCGGAGGGGGAAGAAGGGUCGGCUCAGACGGCGUGGAAGGAUGCGGACACGCAGGAGCUGGUCAGGUUGGUGGGACAGGGAGUGAAUCUCAGAUUGGAUACAGGUGUAACGGUGGCUCCUGGACAAGGAAAGGCGUCCAUGACAGAUAUCCUCGAGUGGGCUGUCGAGGAAGUACUCAAGCAUAUUGCGGAAACAGAAGGACAAUGAGAACCUGGUUCAUCUGUAGUACCUAACUACACAGGGUACCUCCCCGAAGCCAUUCUUUCACUUUAAUAUCAGUACCUAUUCCUCCUGCCCUCUUAAGAUUGCGCGACAGUCUCGCCGUGAAUCUCGCUGUUGGCCGGGCCCCGCCACCCAAGCCAGUAAUCAACCCUGUCCCGGAAAGUCAACUCUUGUUCAGCUUGCGGUGACUCAAGGCUUCGCGGUCCAGCUGGUGCCGACCUUGUUGACUCUUGAUCCGGCUUCGUGGUCUCAGUAUCCAUUGUUACCUCUUCGUUCGCCUCUACAGAAAUGCUGACUCCUGGUGUUGGUUCAUCC
Aspergillus welwitschiae is the source of this 1410-nucleotide messenger RNA. Its product is annotated as ribosylnicotinamide kinase. NCBI's taxonomy places the organism in Eukaryota, Fungi, Ascomycota, Eurotiomycetes, Eurotiales, Aspergillaceae. The transcript has 2 exons. Gene Ontology annotation, cellular component: cytoplasm. The coding region runs from base 37 to 1080 and encodes 347 amino acids. The record is from RefSeq and is a predicted model, not a curated record.